AUGGCAUCCCACUUCACCAAAUCAACCUUACACUCCAUGACGCGCACAGCCCUGAACACCACCAAAACCAGAGCAUUUCCCUGCCAAACCCAAUUGACACGCCAAUUCACAAACACGCCCAUCACCAAAUCCCCAGCCAAGAUGUCCACCUCCUCCCUGAUCUCUCUAGCUCAAAACAGACGCACAAUCUAUACAUUAGGCAAAACAGCCCCAAUCCAAGAUGCAGAGUCCAAGAUCGAAGAACUAGUCAACCAAGCUAUCCUCCACGUCCCCAGUUCCUUCAAUACCCAGUCAACACGACUGGUCGUCCUCCUACAUGGCGAGCACGACAAGCUGUGGGAUAUUGCAAUCGAGGCCUUCGGUGGACUAGUUGAGUCUGGCAAGGUGUCCAAGGAGAUGUGGGAGAAUCAGACAUUGCCUAAGUUGAAGGGGUUCCAGGCUGCUUAUGGAACGGUUCUCUUCUUCGAAGACCCAGCCCAUAUCAAACCCUUCCAGGAGAAAUUCCCUGCCUUCAAGGAUCAUUUCGCGCCCUGGGCUGAUCAUUCGAAUGCUAUGCAUCAGUAUUUCCUCUGGACCGGCCUCGAAGCUCUAGGCUUCGGCGCAAACCUGCAACACUAUAACCCCCUCAUUGAUGCGGGUGUUGCCAAGCAGUGGAAUCUGCCUACUGAGUGGCGGCUUGUUGCGCAGAUGGUCUUUGGUAGUCCUGAGGCUGGGCCUGGGGAGAAGGUACAGAAGCCUAUUGAGGAGAGGGUUAAGAUUUUUGGAAAGUUGUAG
Penicillium antarcticum is the source of this 774-nucleotide messenger RNA. RefSeq names its product nitroreductase family protein. Gene Ontology annotation, biological process: cellular response to oxidative stress. Bases 1 to 774 code for a protein of 257 amino acids. The record is from RefSeq and is a predicted model, not a curated record. The transcript has 3 exons. Lineage: Eukaryota; Fungi; Ascomycota; Eurotiomycetes; Eurotiales; Aspergillaceae.